GUUAAAUACGUGAACAAGUCUAGUUACACACUUUGCAUAUCUACACUCAUAAAUAAAUAUAUAUUUAUGUAUAUAUACUGCAUUGAGUAGGUAGUUAGAAAUCUAAAAGAUAUUUUUGAGAUGAAAUUGUUUGCGCUUUUAAUUCUGAAAACGUUCCCCCAGGGUAUUGAGAAGGAUCCAAUGAUCUGUUCCAGUGCUAUUGACGUUACCUCUUUUGGUUUCUUUCAACGCGGAUCGGCCAAAGAGUUUAUUAUAUUUCUUUCUCGCACCGUGGCCAAACGCGUUGCUUCCGGAACUAAGACUCAAAUUAUUCAAGAUGGCAAUGUUGUAUAUGCCCACAUGUCGUUUGAUGGUCUGGUUGCUAUAGCUAUAAGUGAUAUCGAGUACUCUGGUCGUGUGGCCUUUUCACUUUUGUCAGAAAUGCUUUCUAACUUCCAAAGCACCUUCCGCGGGAAGUAUUCGGUUGUCGAUGGAAAACCUGACAACUUCUUACCUUGGCCGUACCUGCAGGACACUCUUGUUAAGUAUCAAAAGCCAGAAGAAGUUGAUAAAAUUCUCAAGAUCAAAAAGGAUAUUGAAGAUACCAAGGUUGUGAUGUACAACGCAAUUGAUCAAAUAAUUGAACGUGGGAAUAAGAUUGAUGAACUUGUAGCAAAGAGCGAGGAUUUAGGGAUGGCUAGCAAGACGUUUUAUUCACAAGCUAAGAAGACAAAUUCUGGAUGCUGUGUAAUCAUGUAGUUUUUGAAGAAAACGAGUUACCAAUUUGGAAGGCCUUUACAAGUAAAGACGAAUGCUUUUUUUUUAGAUGCAUAUGUGUAAAAAAAAAAAUCAUUGUUUUUAUUCUAAACACACGUACUGAAGGUUUUCCUUUUCUUUGAAAUCUGAUUCAUCAUGUAGAGCAAUUAUGGUUACCGAUGAUAUUCAGUGGUAAAAAAUUGAUCUCUAUAUCCUGCACUAAGAAGGGUUGUCUCUUUUUGAGUAACUUUUUGUUUUCCUAUAUAUCUUCGUGGAUAAUAUUACACCCCCCGUUUUAUUAUCAUUUUAUCCAUUUUAUUUUCCUGUAAACGCUUAGUACUCCACUAAAUUGUGUAGAUGAAAUGAUUACCCUAAAGGUGUCGUGAGAGGUAAUAAAUUAGAACUU
Phytomonas sp. Hart1 is the source of this 1141-nucleotide messenger RNA. NCBI's taxonomy places the organism in Eukaryota, Euglenozoa, Kinetoplastea, Trypanosomatida, Trypanosomatidae. The record is from the annotation of a GenBank genome assembly.